Messenger RNA from Cloeon dipterum, 2269 nucleotides. RefSeq names its product calcitonin gene-related peptide type 1 receptor-like. Gene Ontology annotation, biological process: cell surface receptor signaling pathway; adenylate cyclase-modulating G protein-coupled receptor signaling pathway. The transcript has 10 exons. Lineage: Eukaryota; Metazoa; Arthropoda; Insecta; Ephemeroptera; Baetidae. The record is from RefSeq and is a predicted model, not a curated record. Gene Ontology annotation, cellular component: plasma membrane. Gene Ontology annotation, molecular function: peptide hormone binding; G protein-coupled peptide receptor activity. The coding region runs from base 141 to 1694 and encodes 517 amino acids.
AGGAAUUUGUCACCUUGUGAACAUAAGUGUGUGACGUUGUUGCUGCUGCUGCAAAUUGAUAUUAUCAUGAAAUCAGCAAGAGAACUAAUUGCGAACGUAUCUCUCGCGAUCGGUGCGGUGCGAACCACUCAAGAUUUGAGAUGUCCACCAGCGCACUCGCCAUAAGGUGGACACUACUGAUCAUUUGCGUUGCUUCGUCACAUCGGUCAUGUCUCGCUUCUGCGGAGCAAGGCUGCCUCUACAGGGACUACCCCGUGCCAAUGCCAUUGCAGGCGUUCGCCCAUUGGGGCUGCUGGGGUUGUUACAGCUACAUGCAGAGGUACGCCUCUGGCGGCCAAAUCCCCGUGAACUUCAAAUGCAAAGUGGACGGCUACAAAGUCCCGUGUGCGCACAACGAGAGCCUCUUCUUCGAUCGCACCGACGCGGAAAUGGUCACGCGAAUUUCUGCAUCGCUGCGGAACGAAGGGGACGCGGCCAAAUGGAUGCAGUGCUGCGAGGCAUCUGAGCGAUGCUGCCUUUCGCAUUUGCAAAAUUACAGCAACGAAGAGAAAAGGGAAAACGAAACAAAGUGCCCGGCGCUGUGGGACGGAUGGGAGUGCUGGGGGCAAACACCGCCUGCAGCAACAGCCCGCGGCUCGUGUCCCAGUUACAUCUAUUCAGGAGAGCCUCCCUCUUGCCAGUUGAGCAGCUGGAAAACGUGCUUUUCCAACGGAACCUGGGCCGUGCACACAGAUUUCACGUCGUGUUCGCUCACCUCGCAACUCCGGUCGAGGCACACUUUUCACAUUGUGAUUCUCGGAAUCUCGACCGGCGCCGCGCUCCCGGCGCUCGCAAUCUUCUUCCUGCUCAGGCGGAUCAAAAACACUAGAGUACGGCUGCACAGAGCCCUGCUGACCGCAAUCAUUGCAAGAAAUGUCCUUGUCAUACUCAACAAGAGCUUGGUCAUCUUGGACGACAUCAACUCCAAAGACGUAGAGUUGUCCGCGCUGGUGGAAAACGCAAUUUGGUGUCGCGUCCUAAAAGCGCUGGAAAAACUGGCAACCAACGCGGUGUUCUGCUGCAUGACCCUCGAGAGCGUCUAUUUGCACCAGCUUUUGGCCAGAGCGCUUCACGGGCUACCAAACAUGUUGCCUUUUUACAUCACAGCCGUCGCGCUGUGCGGCGUUUUCACUGGUACGUGGGUGGCUGUGACGGCGACGAUGAAUAACCAAUAUUGUUGGACGGUCGACGCCAACGAUUUGAAUUUGCAUUGGAUCAAUGAUUCGCUGCGAAUCGCACUCCUGCUGGUAAACACCGUUCUGCUCGCGGACGUCGUGCGAGUUCUUGCCAGCAAAUUAUCAAAGAUUAAAAACGUCACCACUUUCAGAAUAAGGAGGACGGUGAAGGCCACGGUGGUGUUGGCGCCAGUAUUUGGCGUUCAGUUCCUUUUCACGGCAGUUAGACCCGUCACUCAAGACUGUGUGGCGACGCAGGUCUACUACUACGUUUCCUACUCAAUGGAAGGCUUGCAGGCAAUUUUAGUAGCCUUGCUCUACUGCUACAUGAAUAAGGAGAUCCAAAUGGCGUUGCGCGUGUCGCUCGAGAGGAGAUUCGGCCUGAAGCUACGGAAGCCGCGACUGAGUCUGAUCACCGAUCUAACAGAAGUGGCAGCUGGAAAGAAGCAAAGUUUUGAUUUCAAUCCCGAUUUUAAAUAGAAUUUGAAUUUGCAUAUAUUUGUGCACUUCCUAAACUCAGGAAAAAGCCAGAUCAAUUUUUCUUUCAAUAAUUCCCUUUCAUAUAUACCAAAACAAGUUGCAUUUUGUAUUUUUAAAAUUGUCCGAGACACGUAUUAACACGUGACCAAAAAAAUUUGAAAAUAUUCACUACGCUGAAUAACUUGCGAACCCCUUCUAUUCAACUUGAAUUAUUUAUUAAAUUAAUAUUUUAUAACGAAGUAGUGGCGUAAUUUGUAUUGAUGCUAGAAAUAAAAUUGCGACGCAGAAUCCAUCUCGCACGACACUCAGGGUGACGCUAGAUUGCAAAAUGAAGACAGACAUGGUUGAUUUUUCUCUGCCAAGACAGAAUUACAGAGCGUCUAUUCCUGUUUAGUAAGUGUUUCACGAGACAAGCCAGCGCAAUAAUAAUUUCUCUUGCUUGAAACACCUCAACUCAACCUGAACACCCUGAGAUUAUAAUUAAGAUUAUGACCUAUUUAUCUCAAGAAAACUCUCGAUACCAGGUAUACAAUAAGAUAAGAAUCAUUGGUCAGUUAAUAAAUUCGUUUCCUAUA